UAUUGGUAUUGUUGUUUUGAUAUGUUGUUGUUGUUUUUUGUGAAAGAAACGGACAGAGGGUUAUUGAAUUGAAAAAACUUUAUAAAAUAUUACCAAGACCCACUUUUUAUUCGUAUUAAUAGGUAAAUAAAAAGUUUAUAAUAUUGGCAAUGGCGUGCAAUCCCAACGUUCAUCAGCGCUCAUUGAGGUUAAAAUAGAACCAGUUGAUGUCGAAAUAGAGCUGGAGCCAGUUGAUACUCCGCCGGACCCCAGCGGUGGCGCGCCUCGUGAGCGGGUGGACGUCAAACCUGAACUAGGACCAGUAGACGCUCCAACUGCGAUCAAAGUGGAACCACAGGCCAGUGGUGAUAAUGUUGAAAUAAAAUGUUUUGAAUCGUAUGAUGUGGAUUCUGCUCAAAUGUCGAGAGCUGAUUACAAGCAAGCUGAGACAUGUGCAAGCAAGCACAGAAUAGUAUAGUGCAUCACAGUAGACAAGAAUCUAAACCUGAGACUACUUGUGUGCUUGAAAUGUUCUUUGGACUUGACGGUUCAUCGUAGAAUCCACAUGGGGCAUGAGGGAUGCAAAUGUGAUAUCUGUCAGUACCAGUGUAAGCAGAAAUCUGAUUUAACAAAACAUGAAAACUCACACCGGCGAGAAACCUUUUGUAUGUGACAUGUGUCAAAAGGCAUUUAGUGAAAGAGGUGUUUUGAUAACACAAAUAAGAACUCACAUGUGCGAGAAACCAUUCCAGUGUGAAGUGUGUCUGUACCGGUGUAGCCAGAAAGGUGAUUUAUUAAAUCACACAGGAACUCACACUGGAGAGAAACCUUUUCAAUGUAAAGUGUGUGGUGCACGAUGGGUUGCCGCAGCACGUGUGCGGGUGGUGCAUGCGCUGGCUGCGGCGGGCGGCGGACGGCCGCAUGCGGGCCCGCGUCGCGCUGGAGCUGCUGCGGCGCCACGUGCCGCGCGGGACCGCCAUAACGAAACAAAUGUCCAAAAGUUUGAGCGCGAAGUGUGCGGAGCUGAAGCCGCGAUGCGUCCGGUCCCAGAUCUUCGUCUUGGACAUCUCCAGCGGGGAGUGGGGGGGGCGGCGCGGGCCCGAGGACUACUGCGAGGCCUCCUACUUGGACGACGUUAAAGAGGAGAAAGCGGACGAAGUACACGAUGAGGAGGACAUGGAGGGUGAAGCUUGUGGCGAUACAAUUGAGAGUGCAAACGUUACUCCGCAACAUGGAAAUGAAAUUAGCCAUAAAAAACUAUAUUUAGAAGUGAAACCUUUAGACGUACAUUAUGAAGCGGACGACGCGCCCGAGGACCGCGCGGAGAGGGCGAGCAAUGAAAACGACAAGCCGAAACUAUAUUUGGAAGUGAAACCAUUAAAUGUAAGUUUCAAAAAAAUAAGCGAAAUAAUAAAUUGCAAGAACAAGAAUAAAGCCAAGAAAGUUGUAAUGAAACGACAAAUAGUUAAUCGCUCAAAUGCGAUGUCAAAGAAAUCAAUAACAGAGUACGCGAGGAAAGCCAACUUCGACGUGAGAUUUCUGACUAUAGCCGAACAAAAGAAAGAAAUUGAAGAUAAGUUAAACGAAGUAGUGACAUUAGGAAAAAAGUGUGGCAAAUGCGGGAAGCGUUUCCGAGACACUAACACUCUAGAGCGGCACACGAAGGUGUACCACGUGUCCAGACCUGGCAACCUCGUGUGCGACAUUUGCGAAUGCGUUUUCAACAGACGAACGUUACUGAAAACGCACCUCGACAACCACAGCUGGGUGUUCACGUGCCGGGAGUGCGGCUUCAGGACCAACCAGCAGGGUAACAUGAUGCCGCACUGGAGCUUCCACGCGGGCAAGAAAUUUGUCUGUCAGUUUUGCAACAAAGAGUACCAGAAGAGGUCGACGUUUCUGUCUCACGUGAAGUUGAAGCAUUCGAUGGAGCUGCCGUGGUGUCGACUGUGCGGGGAGUUCUCCACGAGCCAGAAGGGCGUCGACAUCCACAUGAAUGUGACCCACGGCGCCCUCGAGGAGGAGUUCCCGGAGGUCUGUCGUCACUGCGACAAGAGGUUCAAGAGUGACGUCGCGUUGCAGAGACACGCGGCUGUUCAGGGAGCUUUCUCUGAGCUCCUUCCUCAGCCACAGGGCGUCGGAGCCCAGGGUGCGUUUAGUAGACAAUGGUCAGUCAUGUACAAAGCGGUCGCCAGGGUGCGCCCACAGCAGCUGCGCACAAUGCGGCGACUGGUUCCCGGCGGAGACUCUGCUGCAGCACCAUCUCGUGCAGAGACACUUCCCGCACGGAGACCCCGAACACUUCGACUGCGACAGCUGUCACGUCAGGUUUCACAACGAGAGUGCCCUCGCGCGACACUCGUGCGGAGUGUCGUGCGCCGCGUGCGGCGACAGCGCGCGCGACGCCGCGACACUCGCGACACACGUGCGCGACACUCACGACAUCUUCCGGUGCGCGCAGUGCGGAAAGCAGUUCACGAACUCUGCCUACUUCAAGCGCCACCACACGCUCGUGCACACGCGGGGCUCCCGUCGCGCGCACCCCGCGCACCCCCACACCACGGUCAGUGGACGGAAUAUUUCCGCACCGAGAGUUCAAGUCGGCGGCGUCUGGCGUGCGGUCGUGGCGUGCGGUCGACGACCGCGUGUCGUCCGACCGCAGCGACCGCGCCGCCGACCGCGACCACAGGAAGAUGCUCUGCAUCUGCGAGGUCUGCGGGAAGGGGUACCCGUCGCCGCUGCGGCUCCGGCUGCACCAGCGCACGCACUCUGCCCGCGAUAAGUUCGCGUGCGCGGAGUGCGGCCGGCUCUUCACCACCAAGUUCAACUUGCAGAUGCACGCGAACACACACUCGGGCGCGCGGCCCUUCCCGUGCUCAGUCUGCGGGAAGACCUUCCGCUCGUACGCGGGGCUCUACCGCCACUUCCUGGUGCACUCGGGCGAGCGCAAGCACCUGUGCGCGAUGUGCAACAAGUCGUUCCAGACGUCGACCUGCGUCAAGACUCACAUCCGGACCGCGCACCUGCGCCAGCCCUGGCCGCCGCGCAGCCGGAAGCGGAAGCCCAAGCUCGACGACGCGCCUCACGCGGCUCACGCUGACUCCUAGCGGAACUAAUGUUGCCGAUAUUUCCAUGUUGCCAAUUAAUCAAAUCUAAACUGUUGUUUAUCAAUAAAUGUUUUAACAUGUAAAAAAAAA
This is a messenger RNA of Plodia interpunctella (Indianmeal moth), 3176 nucleotides long. RefSeq names its product oocyte zinc finger protein XlCOF6-like. Gene Ontology annotation, cellular component: nucleus. Bases 868 to 3135 code for a protein of 755 amino acids. Gene Ontology annotation, molecular function: zinc ion binding; RNA polymerase II transcription regulatory region sequence-specific DNA binding; DNA-binding transcription factor activity, RNA polymerase II-specific. The transcript is spliced from 11 exons. Gene Ontology annotation, biological process: regulation of transcription by RNA polymerase II. NCBI's taxonomy places the organism in Eukaryota, Metazoa, Arthropoda, Insecta, Lepidoptera, Pyralidae. The record is from RefSeq and is a predicted model, not a curated record.